Messenger RNA from Colius striatus (speckled mousebird), 746 nucleotides. RefSeq names its product adenosine 5'-monophosphoramidase HINT1-like. The record is from RefSeq and is a predicted model, not a curated record. Gene Ontology annotation, cellular component: nucleus; cytoplasm. Gene Ontology annotation, molecular function: hydrolase activity. Lineage: Eukaryota; Metazoa; Chordata; Aves; Coliiformes; Coliidae. Gene Ontology annotation, biological process: purine ribonucleotide catabolic process.
AUGGGGUUGGAUCCCUCCGCGCGCCGGGGACACGCAAACUCCCUGCGCGCCGGUAGGCACCGGGCCGACGAGAGGCGGGGACAAGCGAAAACGACAGGCGAGACAGCCAAUGGAGACGCAGGAUCGGCCGGUGGUCAUCUUGCGGCCCAAUGGACGCCGCGGAGGGCCUGGCCGAAUGGAGAAAGCGCAGGGGCGACAAAGGGGCUUGUCUUAGUUGACGAGAUCAUCGGGGUGCGAGCCGCGCGGCCCGGUGGCGCCGGUACCGUCUUCGGAACGAUCAUCUCCAGGCGCUUCCCCGCCAACGUCACCUACGAGGACGAGGAGUGCCUUGUGUUCCUCGAUCUUUCACCGACACGUUUCCUAGUCAUGCCGAAGGAGCCAAUUAUUAGGUGGCCUGAAGCAGAAGAUUGUGGUGAAUCUCUUCUUGGGCAUUUAAUGAUUGUUGGCAAGGAGCGUGCUGCUCACCUGGGCCUGACCAAUGGAUUCCGGAGGGUUGUGAAUGAAGGGCCGGAGGAUGGCCAGUCUGUGUAUCACAUACGUCUACGUCAGUUGGGCUGGCCACCUGGCUAAGAGUUUUUCACCGCUGGAGUUGCUGCACAUGUACACGUCGCCACUGCAUGGAUUUCGACUGUUGCCCAUCAAUCUAGCCUCUGUCGAUGUCUGAUUUUUCUGUGACGCGUGUCUGUGGAAGGUAAUAAAAGCUUUGAGCAGCAGUUGCACAAUAAAGAUCGAGCAUGGGGAUAUCA